GGGUAUCUGCACAGCAUCGGCAUCACCCACCGCGACCUGAAGCCCGAGAACCUGCUGCUGGAUGAUCGAGACAUGCUGAAGAUCUCGGCCUUCGGGCUGGCCACGGUGUUCCGGCACCAGGGCCGGGAGCGGCUGCUGACCAAGAUGUGCGGGACACUGCCCUACGUGCUGCCCUGGGACCAGCCCAGCGACGCUGAGGAAUACAGUGACUGGAAGGAACGCAAAACCUACCUCUCGCCCUGGAAGAAAAUUGAUUCUGCACCUUUGGCUUUGCUGCACAAAAUCCUGACGGAGAGCCCCACGGCGCGCAUCAGCAUCGCCGACAUCACCAAGGACCGGUGGUACUGCAGACCCCUCAAAAAGGGCGUCAAGCGUCCUCGCGGCUCCUCGGGCGGCAUCGGCGAUUCUCCCGGGGGUUUGUCCAAGCACGUGCGCUCCCAGACAGAUCUGUCGCCGGUGAAGAGCGCGCUGGGCGAGGAGCAGGUGAGCUACUCCACCUCUCAGCCGGAGCCUGGCACCGCAGGGACGCUCUGGGACAGCGGAGCCGCCGCCAUCGACAAACUGGUGCAGGGCAUCAGCUUCUCGCAGCCUGCCUGCCCCGAGCACAUGCUGCUCAACAGCCAGCUGCUGGGCACCCCGGGCUCCUCCCAGAGCCCGUGGCAGCGGCUGGUGAAGCGCAUGACGCGCUUUUUCACCAAACUGGACGCCGACGGCUCGUACCGUGCGCUGCAGGAGGUCUGCGAGAAGAUGGGCUAUGGCUGGAAGCAGAGUUGCACCAACCAGGUGACCAUCGCCACCACGGACCGGAGGAACAACCAGCUGAUCUUCAAGGUGAACCUGGUGGAGAUGGAGAGCAGGAUCCUGGUGGAUUUUCGGCUCUCCAAGGGCGAUGGCCUGGAGUUCAAGCGGCAUUUCCUGAAAAUCAAGGGCAAGCUCAGCAACAUCGUCAGCACCCAGAAGAUCUGGCUGCCCCCCACCUGA
Molecule: messenger RNA, 981 nt
Organism: Pterocles gutturalis (yellow-throated sandgrouse)
Lineage: Eukaryota; Metazoa; Chordata; Aves; Pterocliformes; Pteroclidae
Gene: CHEK1
Product: checkpoint kinase 1
Biological process (GO): mitotic G2 DNA damage checkpoint signaling; protein phosphorylation
Cellular component (GO): nucleus; site of double-strand break; cytoplasm
Molecular function (GO): protein kinase activity; ATP binding
Source: RefSeq, a predicted model, not a curated record